Molecule: messenger RNA, 2187 nt
Organism: Linum trigynum
Lineage: Eukaryota; Viridiplantae; Streptophyta; Magnoliopsida; Malpighiales; Linaceae
Source: the annotation of a GenBank genome assembly
CUUUAUACCAUUUGUAUAGCGCAAUCCCACUCGAUAAGGCGCAUGCGACAUUCUUUGAAAAGCUGGUCUAAAUAAAUUCUCGGUUGAAGCGAUCAGAUUGACAUCAAAACUAUGUCCAUAUUUACGAGUUAAGACCAUGCUUAUUAAAAUUAACUUAAAAAUAAUAAAUGUUCAUUGCCUAUGUUUGGUCUAGAUCCAAUUAAAAAUAAAACAUUUAAGCACCACAAAAUGUUAUGGCUUCUUUCGAUCAUGUUAUUAUUCAUCUCUUGCGUCAGUUUGCUAAAGAUUUUUAAAGCCAAGGAAUGGAUCACAGAAGGCCCAAUUCCGCCCCAUAACAACCUUGACUCUGGACCUCGUGGGCCUUUCAAAAGCCCUUAAAUGAAUGGCCGUUUCCAGGAACCGUCGCAACCCGACCCGCCAAACCCGUCAUCUUUUUCAAAACCUAUCCGCGAGUUUUUUUUUUUUUGCGCCGGUAUUUUCUUUUGCUGUACCUCCUCACCGGCGAAAAUGGCUUCCCUGUACCUAUCUUCAAUAUUCGUCGUCAGUCACCGAAGCUUAAUUAGCGCGCCGUCAACCCUCCGGCGCACACUAGCUUCCACUCGCGGCCGUUCUCUACUACACAGGCACCGCAACAAGUUCGCUCCAGCUCGUUCGAAAUCAAACUCAAACCACAGGCAUAUCAGCUGCGCAUCUUCGAAAGCGGACGUCGCUCAAUCCACCGCCAUUUCCGAAUUCCCCGCUUAUCCAGAGUACAAUCGGCUGUUACCAUGCCCGAUUUACAAUUUCCCUCCCAGAGUCGAGCACCUUGUAGUUUCAGAAGAUGCUAAAGUUCUAGACUUUAUCUGCAAGGCUCUUGAACUUCCUCCACUGUUUGUUACAGAUCUCAUUCAAUUCGGAGCUGUACAUUAUGCCCUUGUAUGCCCACAGCCGCCACCAACAGCAACUCCGGAGCAGAUUAGGAUAUUCAAAGAGGUCACAGCACCUUCUGUUCUGAAGAAAAGAGGUUGCAUUAAAGGGAAGACGGUCCGAGAAGCACAGAAGACUUUCAGGAUAACUCGUCCCGAUGAGUUCGUUGAGGCUGGAACGUAUUUACGUGUUCAUGUGCAUCCCAAGCGCUUCCCUAGGUGCUAUGAAAUUGAUUGGAGAUUGAGAAUUAUAGCUGUAGCUGACUCCUAUGUUGUUUUGGAUAAACCUGCUGGCACGUCGGUAGGAGGAACAACUGACAACAUUGAAGAAAGCUGUGCAACAUUUGCUACUCGUGCAUUGGGGUUAACAGAACCAUUGAAGACGACUCAUCAGAUAGAUAAUUGCACGGAAGGCUGUGUGGUGUUAGCUAGGACUAAGGAAUACUGCUCAAUUUUUCAUCAGAAAAUUAGAGAGAAACAGGUGAAGAAACUUUAUCUUGCUCUCACCUCAUCUCCACUGCCAACUGGUGUAAUUACCCACUACAUGCGUCCAAUUAACAAGGCUCCACGUCUUGUUUCAGAAGAGCAUGUAGAUAGGUGGCAAUUGUGUCAACUUGAAGUUAUCGAAUGCAAGGAGGUCCCUUGGCCGAGCACAUCGAUCGAAGAAAGGAAUUGUGUUGAAGACUGUGGGUGGCCCACGAGAGACAAAGCGUACGAAUGCAGGAUUAAUCUUUUGACUGGUCGCACUCAUCAGAUUCGAGCUCAGCUAGCUGCCUGUGGCGCCCCCUUGGUUGGCGAUUCGAUGUACAUGCCUGCUGCAGUUGCUGAGCUAGCCAGUCCGGGGCUAAACCCAUUCGGGAAGCACAGACACCACUACACCAGCAACGAUGAAGACGAUUACCAAAUAGCCGUGGAAGAAUGGAUUGCACUUCACGGCAAAGAACCAACUGCCGCCAUUGGUCUCCAGGCUUGUCAAAUCUCUUGGGAAGAAGGCGAAUAUAGCUAUGAGGCCGGAUCCCCCUGGUGGAGAUGACGGGGGAAAAAACACAGCAGCUUGCAUCCAAAUUCACCAACCAAGCGAAAUGGACAGAGCAGAAUAGACCUUUUCGUAAAGGGACCAAUUGCUUGUCGCAGGAAUCUUAAGUCGGGAAAUUCUUACCAAGAAAAGGUACAAAAGCUUAUACUCUUGUCAUGAAGUUUCUUGAAGAGAAUCUUUCUUGCGGUUAUCAAUCAGCCAGUUUCAUAUCAUUAUCAUGGCUCACAAUGAAUCCAUAUAGAAUUA